Triticum aestivum (bread wheat) is the source of this 1918-nucleotide messenger RNA. RefSeq lists its product as uncharacterized. The transcript is spliced from 9 exons. Lineage: Eukaryota; Viridiplantae; Streptophyta; Magnoliopsida; Poales; Poaceae. The coding region runs from base 77 to 1177 and encodes 366 amino acids. The record is from RefSeq and is a predicted model, not a curated record.
UAUCCUCGAUCAUGUGAAAAAUGGACACUCAAAUCAAUUGGAAGAGACUGGAGGAAAUUUAAGUCUAGUUUGAAAGAUGUUUUCUUCAAACCCGCCAUUGAAAAAAAAUCCAAACAUCAAGCGAAAGGCUUUGUAUAAGCUCUGUCCAGAAGAUGUGGACAGCGAUCAAUGGCGUGGGCUUGUUAAAUAUUGGAAGUCCAAAAAAGGAAGGGCCCUUGCCGAGAAGAACAUAAUUAGUCGUUCCCUCGUGAAGGAUUCACAUAAUGCUGGCACAAAGAGUUAUGCUUGUUGGGGCGAAGACAUGAGGCAAGCUGAUCCUGAAAAGAAACGACCACACAGAUCAAAGGUUUAUUUAGCAACUCACAAGAAGAAGGACGAUGCUGAUGCUAAAAAUAAAGAUAGAAAUAAGCGCCUGGAUCGAUUGGAGAAUCUAAUAACCGAACGACCAGAGUUGGCACAAAAUUUGAAUGGAAGAGUCGCAUGGGAAGGUGAUGCCCUGCAGGAAGUGUUAGGGAAAGAAAAGAUUGGACAAGUGCAUGGCAUGGGUUUGCUUCCAACUCCUAAGCAAGUCUACGGUCGGACGCCACGGUAUCUAAAGAACAUCAAUAUGACUACAACUGAUGGAUCACCAUAUGAAGUUGAACAUGACGUUUGGGAGGUAAUAGCAAAGAUGAAGGAGCAUAUAAAAAAGCAAGACCAGAUUAUUAAAGAUAUGAAUAACAAAGAAGGCUAUGUCAAUAAUGGCAUAGAAGAGGAAAACCUCCAAUCAAAUGAUAAUGGUAUUUCUCGGUCACCAGUACUGCUUGGUAAAACAAAGAGAAUCCAAUGCAAUGGACCCGUUGAGGCACGCUCGUCUAUGCAACAUGACAUUCCUGAGGAUAAUACUUUAUCACGUUCGCAUGAAAAGGUUGGCGACCAUGAUGUCAACCAAUUACAAAUUCAACAAAAUUCAUCAUCACCACAAGACCUUGUUAUUGAUUCUGUGCUAGAGGUGAGGGAAAUGAGGAAUAUUACGGGUGAAUCUGUUUCAAGACCGAACCAGCAAAGGACUAGAACUGAACACCCACACCGCUCAAAAAGAGGGCGUUCUUCUUCCAUCAAGGUAGAGAUUCACCAAGUAGCAUGGUUUACUGCACCCAAAUUACCAACCCAAACCCUCAUUAUCAUGUCUGCUUGAAAAAUGGAUUUUAUUACAAUUUUUGCUCAAUCUGCUAUAUGCAAGUAAACGAUAAAUUUAACCAAGCAUGAGCUUGCGAGGUGACCUUGGGCAUUAGACUUCGUUGCCGGGUCCAGUUUAUUUAGUUUCUUAGGGCACCUUAGUGGGUUGACAUUAAAAAGAUCUCAUAUUAUUCAUGCAAGUUAUAUUAUCAUGUCAUAGAAUUCUAAUAUUGAUCAUAAUAUAGGCUGCUUCCGAAGUAGUCUUAAAGACUUCAACAUAUCCCAACAAGCGGAAUGUUGCGUAUGGUACUAUUCGGAGUACUGAUCCAAGAACUAAGGCUGGUGGUAUUGAGUUAGGUGCUGAAUUUGCUCUUGUGCGCAUAGACGAACCUAUUCUUGAUAAUGAGGAGUUGGUAAGGGAAGUUUCUGAUUGCAAGACAACUGGCGAGGCUUUCACUUCAGGAUACUUAAUUGCCUGGCCUUCAGCUUUUAUUCGAGAGAAGGAUGGUUGAUUUGCAGUUGAAUUCUUGGAUCAAGAAGCAAAUAAAAUCUGAAGAUUUUAGCUACCAAUAGUUGUAGUUUACAUUGAUAGAUUUAAAAGUGUAAUAUCAUCCAGAAGAUCUUUCUCUUUCAUCGAAUUGAUGCAAAUGCGACAGUGUAAUAUUCCCCAUAGUUGUGUUUUUUAUCCUCAAAAUUAUAUGACUGGUAUCUUUAUUGUAAUGCAUAUGUAUCAUACACUCUUCUAUAUUCGUAAUAAAUA